GAACCAAGUCAAACGUUUUACUUGACGUUCAACCCAAUCAAUCCAUUAGCUGAACACUCUCCAUAAAAUAAAAUUUCUUUAUGGAACAUAGCUGCUUCCAACGUUGAAUUAAUUGUGUGCUGCUAAAACAAAAAACCCCAAUCCCUCUUCGUCUCCGAGCAUAAUCAACAUUCAUUCAUGGGUUACGAAAACGAUCCGUACGUAGACGAGGACGGAGAGGCGUUGGUGGACUUUGACGAGGGUGGACAGUCCGAUCACGAAUCCCAGGAAAACGUUCUUGAUGACAAUCUUGAGGAUGAUGGAUGGGACCAGCCGGAGCGCGAACGCUCCCAGAGCCCGGUUUAUGAAGAAGAUGAUUACAAAUCCAAGCCACGGAAGAGGUUGAUUAAGAAGUCUAGUGGGAAGGAGACCGCUCCAGAUCUUGGGUUUGAGGAUGAAGAUGUCUACGAUGAUGGCGUCCAGGAGGCAGUAAGGGAUGUAUCUGAUGGCGAUGAGUCCUCCUAUUCUGGCACUGGGAAGAGGAGGCGAGUUGAGGAGAGCAGUGGGGAGAAAAGAAAAGGGAAGAAUAGGAGGGAGAAAGGUGAGAAAAAGUUUAAACUAAGGAAGAGUGGAGGGCUUUCCAAUGCAGGCAAGAGGGGCAAUGAGGGUGAUCAGGAGCUCAAGGAGUUGUGGGACACUGUUGCAGGUGGCGAUUCUGAGGAUGACCAAGAUGGUGCUAAGACAGUUGAUGAUGAUAACUUCAUUGAUGAUAGUGGUGUAGAUCCGGCUGACAGGUAUGGAAGUGAUCAUGAACGGCAUUCCCCUGGAAGAUAUCCACAGGCUGAAGAAGGUGAGGAGGAUGAUGAAAUAAAGGAUCUAUUCAAGGUGGGGAAGAAAAAGAAGAAAAGUGAAAAAAGUGCUCAUGAAAUUUCACUAUUAGUUGAAAAUGUAAUGGCUGAACUAGAAGUUGUUGCCGAGGAAGAUGCUGAGUUGAAUAGACAGUCCAAACCUGCUAUCAAUAAACUUAAAAAACUGCCUCUUCUUACUGAUGUCCUGUCGAAGAAACAACUUCAGCAAGAAUUUUUAGACCAUGGAGUGUUGACACUUCUUAAGAAUUGGCUUGAGCCUCUACCAGAUGGAAGCCUGCCCAACAUAAAUAUUCGUGCAGCAAUCUUAAAGAUCUUAACAGAUUAUCCAAUUGAUUUAGAACAGUAUGAUAGAAAGGAACAGCUGAAAAAGAGUGGUCUUGGAAAGGUGAUAAUGUUUCUUUCGAAGUCGGAUGAAGAGACCACGGGUAACCGGAAGCUUGCAAAGGACUUGGUUGAUAAAUGGAGUCGACCCAUAUUCAAUAAGAGCACAAGGUUUGAAGACAUGAAGAACUUUGAAGAAGAGAGGUCUCCUUACAGGAGGCCACCAGUGAAAAAGCCAGUGAAUAAAGCUUCUGGAAUGCAAUCUAGGGAUGAUGACCUUGAUUUGGCUGGAUUUUCACAGGGGCAGAAGUCUGGCCAGUCAUCUGCCCGGAGGCAACUUACUUCCAGACCUGAAGCCAUGUUAAUGGAUUUUGUGGUCCGUCCUCAAUCAAAAAUUGAUCCUGAUGAAGUUAGGGCCAGGGCAAAACAAGUAGUGCAAGACCAGCGCCGACUCAAGAUGAAUAAGAAAUUGCAGCAACUAAAAGCACCAAAAAAGAAGUCUCUCCAAGCUUCAAAAAUCAGCGUGGAGGGUCGUGGAAUGAUCAAGUAUCUGUAAUGCAUCUGCUGUUAUGUACACCAGGUGGUGGUUCAUGUGCUGCUGGGAGGAGACACUGACUGACAAAGUAAAAUGUCAGCCAUGAAAACAAUAAAUGUUUGGAGUUGUGAUUUCAACAUCCCAAAAUGUCACCGACCUUUCAGCUUGCUUUAUUAUUUUUAGAAGAUACAGGCAGGCUGCCAUUAUUUGUCCAUGUGAUGAUGUAUUAUAGGUUUCAGUUUUACACAUUUUCUCAAACGUGUGCUAAUGAUUAUGAUUGAUGUUUGUCUUGUUUUAUUGCGGAAAACUACUUCAAUCUGUUCUGGUUAAAGAUAUAUCGUUGAAAAUGUGAGAAAUGUGUGUUAAAAUGAAUAUGAUUGAUGUUAGUCUUGUAUUAUAUUUUUACAUACAAAUACACAAGUACUAUGUAAUACUUCGUAUAUACCCAGUAAUAUUUGUACUA
Molecule: messenger RNA, 2167 nt
Organism: Cuscuta europaea
Lineage: Eukaryota; Viridiplantae; Streptophyta; Magnoliopsida; Solanales; Convolvulaceae
Source: the annotation of a GenBank genome assembly